CGCACUUCCGCUUCCGGUUGCGUCACCUCUGUGAUCUCGGCAGGAGUUGACAGCUGAUCGUCUGUGCACUAACUAGACAGAUGUGUGACCAGCUGACCUCUGAGCUGACACUGCCCUCGCUCUUCAUCUGAGGUCGUGGUGAUGGCGACAGACAGAGGUAUAGUGGAAGACUGGCUCUCCGAGUUCAAGGCCUUGUCUGAAACGCAGCUGUCUGGUUACGCUGGAGUCCUCGAUCAGAAGAUUACACUGGUGCCAGCCCUCUACAGCAUCAUCCAGGACCCUGACAGUGAGCUGCUGGAGCCGGUGUGCCAUCAGCUGUUCGAGCUGUACCGCAGCUCAGAGGACUGUCUGCGCCGCUUCACGCUGCAGUUCCUGCCCGAGCUGCUGUGGGUUUACCUGCGCAGAGACCGACACAGCAGCGGCUGCAUCGAGGCUCUUCUGCUGGGCAUCUACAACCUGGAAAUCGUGGAUAAAGAUGGAAAUGGCAAGCUGUUAUCGUUCCUGAUCCCGUCCCUGUCCAAACCAUCCAUAUAUCAUGAGCCGUCCAGUCUGGGCUCCAUUGCUUUGACUGAGGGUGCUCUCUGUCAGCACGACCUAAUCAGAGUGAUCUACAGCGGCCUGCACCCGCAGAGAGAAGCCUUCACUGCCCAGAACAGGUUUGAGGUGCUGUGUUUCCUGAUGCUGUGCUAUAACUCGCUGGUGGUCUACAUGCCCCGCUCAUCACACCGGGCCGUCUGCAGGAUGAGCUCGCGGUUGUGCGUGAGCGGCUUUGCCCGUCAGCAGCUGAAGGCCUGGACCACUUCCUGCAUGCGUGUGCUGCUGGAGCCUCAGUUCAUGGUGCAGAUGCUGGCUGCUGUCUAUCACGCCAUAUAUAAUGGCGAGUGGGAUGCUGGGAGAGAGGCUUUGGAUGACAUCCUGUACAGAGCUCAGCUGGAGCUGUAUUCGGAGCCACUGCUGCUGGGCAAUGCAAUGAAGAGCUCUCUGCCUGGCAGCGCUCCAGACGGAUCUCAGGGGAGGAAGGUCCUGCAGGUGGAGGUCACUCCCAGCAUCAGACGGGUCUCUCGCUGCACCAUCACCGCCGCAUCCAUCCGCAGACUGCGCUGGAAGAGAGAGGUAGAUGCAGACCAGCUGAGCAGGGAGGAGGACUCCUCUGGCCUGAACGAUGCAGAUGAGGGCUUCUCCUCCGGUGCGUCCAGCAGCAGCCAGCCCAGCGGUGUGCGCGGGAGGAAGAGCCGCCCGUCCGCUCGCAGGACCUCCAGCACCUCUCUGGACUGCAGGCCGGGGCAGCGCUCCGGUGCCGAGGCUCGCAGAUACUCCAUCCUCAGCCUGCAGGAGCAGCAUCUGCCAGAGGAGACGGAGCUGCUUUCUCCUGGAAAACAGAGCAGAUCACCCAGCUUCAGCAUGCAAAUUAUCUCACAGGUCUAGAACCGGCUGCCUCCUUCUUGACAGAAGAAUUGUACCCCAAAAGCAGGAACUGUCGUUACUUACUCAUGUCAUUUCAACCCUGUAUUUUUCUCAUGAAAUAUAAAAGCGGUCCAAACUAGGAAGGUGGACGGUGAUUCAUACUGCCACUCAGUGAACACCGUACCAACUUCACUACAGUCAAUAUUACUUUUACUUCCCUUUCUACAGUCAGUCUGUAAAAGAAGUGAAAUGUAAGCAGUUAUUUUAACUCGUACUCUAACUUU
Carassius carassius (crucian carp) is the source of this 1688-nucleotide messenger RNA. RefSeq names its product hyccin PI4KA lipid kinase complex subunit 2 (gene hycc2). The record is from RefSeq and is a predicted model, not a curated record. Gene Ontology annotation, cellular component: plasma membrane. Gene Ontology annotation, biological process: protein localization to plasma membrane; phosphatidylinositol phosphate biosynthetic process. Lineage: Eukaryota; Metazoa; Chordata; Actinopteri; Cypriniformes; Cyprinidae. Bases 142 to 1425 code for a protein of 427 amino acids. The transcript is spliced from 12 exons.